AGGACACAUUACCUCCGACUGAAUUUACCCCUCUCCCCCCCAGUGGCGCUGGACCAACGGCAACACCCUUUUAUAGCAGUACAACACCAUUUCUCCAACCCAUAGUGUGCUCAUCCUGUCCAGCUCCGACAACACCAAAAAUGUCUGUGUACACCAUCUUUGGCGCCACUGGACUCCAGGGCAAGUCAGUCGCCCUCACUCUCGCCGAACAUCUGGGUCCAAAAGCUCACAUUCGCGCCAUCACCCGUGAUCCCACCUCGACGCGGAGUCAGCAACUCAAAGACACAGUCACGUCUUUGGGCGCUCAACUGACGCUGGUCAAGCACGAUCUGAGCCAACAAACGACCGCCGCGCUCGAGAACGCGCUCCAGGGGACCGAGUACCUCUUUCUGAACAGUGACUCGUUUGCUCUGCGCGAAGAGGAAACGAGAAUCAUGCAAGAGGUCGUUGAUGCCGCCGUUGCGCUUCCCAAUCUUCGUCUUCUCCUCUGGUCCACGCUGCCCGAUGCCAGCAAGAUCUCGGGCGGCAAGUACACCGGUGUCAAACAUUUUCAACAAAAGGCUCGUGUCGACGAGCAUCUGCACCGCGUUGGUCAGAAGAUCGCCUGGGUCGGCUUGCAGCUCGGCUGGUUUGCCGAAAAUGUAGGAGACUACCAUCUUCUGACGGAAGAUGCCGACGGAACAGUCGCCUUCAAGUACGCAAUUGCCACAGCGGAGACGGCCGUUCCCUGGACCUGGAUCACAAAGGAGCUAGGGGUUGCCGCGCUAAAGCUCUUUGAAAAGAGUGCUACGGUAGAGGGCCUGCCAGAAGAUGUGCUCCGCAAGAGCCUGCCCGUUUGCGGCUGGCGAGCCACGUUUGGCGAAGUGGUGGCGGAAUUCGAGCGACAGACAGGCCGCAAGUACCGCUACGAGACUCUCGGUGGCUGGGGCAACCCGGAGUUGGAUGACAUGAACCGAUUCUUCCGUGACUUUGGCCUCUACGAAGAUUGGACCGUACCUGCAGAGCCACUUCGGAAGAUUGGCGUGCCCAGCCCGACCCUGUCGGAAUUUGUGAGCGACUAUCUCGUCGGCCACAAAGUGUAGAAGGAAACAUGCAGUCAUUCAUAAAUUCCGACAAGAUCUACCGGGAAAGAAUUAGAUCUACCGAGAAAGAAUAAGUUUGCCCUUAGGAAACCAUACAGUACAGUACAGUACAAGUACUGUACAGUACAUAUAGCAAUUUGCAUGAUUCGUGCCGUGCCGAGC
Molecule: messenger RNA, 1244 nt
Organism: Acaromyces ingoldii
Lineage: Eukaryota; Fungi; Basidiomycota; Exobasidiomycetes; Exobasidiales; Cryptobasidiaceae
Product: NAD(P)-binding protein
Exons: 1
Coding region: 141-1082 (313 amino acids)
Source: RefSeq, a predicted model, not a curated record